AUGGCCCUUCCUGGCAAAGAGAUUCGACCCAAAAUCAAGCGUCAGAAGAAGGCUGACACUGGACCACCCGGUUCUGCUAGGGCGCGAUUAGCAACUUUGAUCGAUCGCGAGGCUCAAGCAUCCAAAAAUGCACUUUCUGACGAUCCUGUACCCAAUAGUAACACAGCCGGUCCCAGCAAUGCGAUUCAAGAAGACGAAGUAGACCACGAUGAACAGUACGACGAACUCAUAACAGGUGACAACUUAGAAAAUGAAGGAAAUGAUCCGGCAAACGUUGUUCCAAUGAACCGAUCUGAAUACUUUCGAAGCGUCACCUACCAGGAGCGCACGCUUCGUGCAGAAGCCAAAUGGAAUGCUGUUAUCCCCAAGUUAUUUGAUGAAUUCUUACCUUGUAGUCAGAUGACAUUCCAAUGGGGAAACCCUCAAUUAUGGAAUCACGACUGGAACGAUGAAUGUAAAUGUGCAAAUUGGAAGAUACACGAGGUUGUGAUUGAUACGAUCGAUAUCAUCGCUAACAAUCAAGUCUUGCAAGUGUACUUCGGAUUUGGUACGAUUAAUCAACAUGGGCUACAUUGGAUCCUCCCCUACUCUCCCAAGGACGGCAGUUUCCAUACGAUUGCUACGAUUCCACCAUAUACUGUGGAAAUUUUCCAGCGUACGACUGUCUCCUUUUGUGGAAUGCCUCGAUGA
Molecule: messenger RNA, 690 nt
Organism: Melampsora larici-populina 98AG31
Lineage: Eukaryota; Fungi; Basidiomycota; Pucciniomycetes; Pucciniales; Melampsoraceae
Exons: 2
Coding region: 1-690 (229 amino acids)
Source: RefSeq, a predicted model, not a curated record